CUGAUGUGGGGAGUAGAGGAAGCAGAUGGAUGUGUAGGGUGGGAAGUGUGACAAACUUGGCAUCUCAAGAGAGAAUCUUAUCAUGGGAUGUACUGUUGUCAUUAUGACAGGACAUGAACUUUGAGGACGUGGCCAUUGCCUUCUCUCAGGAGGAGUGGGAGAUCCUUGAUGAGGCUCAGAGACGUCUGUACUGUGAUGUGAUGCUGGAAGUGUUUUCACUUGUAUCAUUCAUAGGUCCUUGGCGUAAGAUGGAUGAUGUGAAGGCCUAUUCUGAGCACAGUGUAUCUGUAGGAGAUUCUCAGGUCAGGGCUUCCAAAACAGCCGCAGCCACCCAGAGGACCCAUCUGUGUAAGCCGUGCUUCUCAGUGUUAAAAGAUAUUUUGCACCUGAGUGAGUUACAAGUGGUUUACUUUGAGAAGAAUGUGUUCUUAAGUGAUGCAUGUUUGAGAGACUUGUGUUUCAGUGCAAACCCUCACCAGCAACAGAAGGAUGCCAGUGGAGAGAAGCCCUGGAAGGAAGAUAUGGAGAGUACCUUGCUUGUGAACAGUUUGUGCUUCUACUUAUCUGGGGUGCCUGCAGCUAGGACGGAGGUUGGGGAAGACUCCCCAGCCAUUUUAGGGCUUCUCCAACACCAGGCCACUCUUAACACUAUGGAGCCACACAGUAACAAUGAUAUUUCACAGGAAAGUCUCAGUGGAAAAAGACAUCACCAGUGGGUUGAAUGUGAAAGAGCUGCCAGCCAGAAACAGAAAGUUGCUUAUCAGAAAGGUCUCUGCUCUGGAGAUAUGAUUUAUGAGUAUAAUAAAUGUGGGCAAGUGUGUAGACAAAUGUUUAACCACCCUGCACAUGGGAGAGUUCACACUGGAGAAAAGCCUUAUGAGUGUACCGAUUGUGGGAAGGUCUUCAGUGAAAGCACUGCUCUCACUAAACACUGCAGUGUUCACACUGGAGAAAAGCCAUAUGAGUGCAGUGAAUGUGGGAUAUCCUUUCGUCACAAGUGUCACCUCACUAUACACCAAAGAGUUCACACUGGAGAAAAGCCAUAUGAGUGUAGAGAAUGUGGGAAGCGUUUCAGAGAAAAGUCUGCCCUCACCAGACACCACAGAGUUCACACUGGAGAAAAGCCAUAUGAGUGUAGUGAAUGUGGGAAGCAUUUCAGUGAAAGGUCUGCCCUCACUAAACACCACAGAGUUCACACUGGAGAAAAGCCAUAUGAGUGUAGUGAAUGUGGCAAGUCCUUCAGGCGAAGAGCUCACCUCACUACACACCACAAAGUUCACACUGGAGAAAAGCCAUAUGAGUGUAAUGAAUGUGGAAAGCAUUACAGAGAAAAGGCUGCCCUCACUAUACACCAAAGAGUUCACACUGGAGAAAGGCCAUAUGAGUGUAGCGAAUGUGGUAAGCAUUUCAGAGAAAAGGCUACCCUCGCUAACCACAGCAGAAUUCACUCGGGAGAAAAGCCGUAUGAGUGUAGUGAAUGUGGGAAGCAUUUUAGUAAAAGGUCUACCCUCACUAAACACCACAGAGUUCACACUGGAGAAAAGCCAUAUGAGUGUAGUGAAUGUGGCAAGUCCUUCAGUCGAAGAGCUCACCUCACUACACACCACAAAGUUCACACUGGAGAAAGGCCAUAUGAGUGUAGCGAAUGUGGUAAGCAUUUCAGAGAAAAGGCUACCCUCGCUAACCACAGCAGAAUUCACUCGGGAGAAAAGCCGUAUGAGUGUAGUGAAUGUGGGAAGCAUUUUAGUAAAAGGUCUACCCUCACUAAACACCACAGAGUUCACACUGGAUAAAAGCCAUAUGAAUGUAGUGAAUGUGGGAAAUCCUUUAGUGAAAGCUCUAUCCCUGGUGAACAUAAGAGAGUUCACACUGGUGAGUGUAUUGAUUGUGGGAUUUCUUUUAGCUACAACCAUAACCUGGUUAGACACCUGAAAUUUCACACUGGAGAAAAGAUGUAAAUGUGCAGGGAAUGUUUUAUUUUUCUCACUAAGAAUAAGAACACUUAAGGGGCUCUAUGGGACCCAUUUACAUGAAUGUAAACCCCUUUAAUGAGAACAUACACUCUGCUAGAUUUGUCAUAAAUUUGAGGUACAAGGGAGACUUGAAGGAGCUGUGUUGUACUUGCUAACAUGUUCAGACCUACAACCCAAAUGAUGUCACUGUGAAUGUUUAUCACUGAAGAGGUUUCACCUCUAACACCUGGCUCACCUGAGGAGUGUGCAUCGGUCACAUUCCUUGGGUGCUCAGGGGAAUGUAUUCUGUGUUCUCACUUCUGCUUGAGGUAAUUAUGAUUCCUCCAAGCUCUUGGCAGUAUCUUUAUUCAUUUCUCUAUGACUAGAAAAUGGACCUGACCCAGGAUUCAUCCAGAGCACCCGUUCUCAGCUAAGAAGUGCUACCUCUUUCAGGGACAUAGUGGUACUCACGUUAUGCUUUGAUAAAUUUUGAGGGUUUCUAAUUCACCAACCUGCAAACUCUGAGGUCUCCUCUGCUCUGGUUUAUGAUCUUUUUUUCUAAAGGUGUUUUUAUAUUUGUGUUGUUAUUAGUGCAUUAUUUUCAACACCAACUACUCUAAACCUAAAUUUGCCACACUCUGUAUUUACCUCCAGUCAUUUUGUAAUAUCUCUGCUUCCCCAACCCUCCAUGCAGACAUUGAUUUACCUUCCUUUACAAUAGAGUAGUUCAUAGUUUUCAUAAUUUUAUUGGCACUAUAAGGUGAAUUCUCUUUAACAAACACUGGCUUCCUUCAUGCUACACAGAUAGUUUGAGAUUUAACACUAACGUUUAUAUACAUAGUUAAUUUUUUAUUUCUAGAAAAUAUUGUAUUCUAUGGAUAACCACUUUUACUAUUGAGCUGCCUAUGAUUUCAGUUAUUUCUAUGUUUGGGGUUUUAUAAAUAAAACAGCUCAGAAUAUUGUAUUCCA
Molecule: messenger RNA, 2921 nt
Organism: Myotis daubentonii (Daubenton's bat)
Lineage: Eukaryota; Metazoa; Chordata; Mammalia; Chiroptera; Vespertilionidae
Product: zinc finger protein OZF-like
Exons: 2
Coding region: 114-1793 (559 amino acids)
Biological process (GO): regulation of transcription by RNA polymerase II
Molecular function (GO): DNA-binding transcription factor activity, RNA polymerase II-specific; RNA polymerase II cis-regulatory region sequence-specific DNA binding
Source: RefSeq, a predicted model, not a curated record